This is a messenger RNA of Cynara cardunculus var. scolymus (artichoke), 1524 nucleotides long. Its product is annotated as putative tRNA (cytidine(32)/guanosine(34)-2'-O)-methyltransferase. Gene Ontology annotation, cellular component: cytoplasm. The record is from RefSeq and is a predicted model, not a curated record. NCBI's taxonomy places the organism in Eukaryota, Viridiplantae, Streptophyta, Magnoliopsida, Asterales, Asteraceae. The coding region runs from base 332 to 1432 and encodes 366 amino acids. The transcript has 13 exons. Gene Ontology annotation, molecular function: tRNA methyltransferase activity. Gene Ontology annotation, biological process: tRNA methylation; cytoplasmic translation.
UCUUCUCAAAUCUCAAUCACACAGCAGUCCCGAUUCCCGAACGUCUGCUCACAACUCACAAAUCACAACCCUCGUCGGCUCGUCGCCGUCGGCUCACCGCACACACCACAGGUCCACAAGACCCACAACCCUCGUCGGCCGGCUCGUCCUCGUCACAACCCACGAUUCAAUCAAGGAGUAAUCGACCAACACGGCAACAUAGCCAGCACUCAAACUCUCAAACCGUAACACUCAAACCCAGUCGUCUUCUCUUCUUCAUCGAAUUGCAGCAGUGAGCCACAGCCACCGGUCGUCUUCUUCGAGCCUUCGAGAGGAUAAGCAAGUGCAGAUAAUGGGAAAAGCCUCGAGAGAUAAAAGGGAUAUCUACUACCGCAAAGCAAAAGAGGAAGGUUGGCGGGCACGGAGUGCCUUUAAGCUUCUUCAAAUUGAUGAGGAGUUCAACAUCUUCGAAGGAGUCAAGCGUGUGGUAGAUCUAUGUGCUGCACCUGGUAGCUGGAGUCAGGUUUUGAGUCGGAAGUUGUAUCUUCCAGCUAAGCUAUCAUCUGAUUCAAAAAACAACUAUGAAACCACUCUAUUUGAUAGGCUUUUGCUUUUGGCAGAAUUCCGGAGUAAUGGUCUAAGAAGGCAGCCUGUGGCAAUGAUUAAAGAUCGAGAGUUACUCAAGGACAAUGGUGGAGAAUCUAAUAUGUUAGAAGAGAAGAUUCAAAGGUUGCCUGCAAGAGRGGAAGGGUGGGAUAARAAAAUGAAAAGAAAACGUUCAGUAGGCACUGUUUUCACAAGACCUAUGGAUAGCAAUGGAGAGCAAAAAAGGAUUGUUCAAAACAAGGUCAUUAGGCAUUUUGAUGGAUGCAAGGCUGACCUAGUUGUCUGUGAUGGUGCUCCUGAUGUAACUGGACUACAUGACAUGGAUGAAUUUGUUCAAUCACAAUUGAUAUUGGCGGGGUUAACUAUUGUAACUCACAUACUCAAGAAUGGUGGAAAAUUUAUUGCAAAGAUCUUCAGGGGGAAGGACACAAGCCUCCUAUAUUGCCAGUUAAAGCUAUUUUUCACAGAAGUAACUCUUGCAAAACCAAAAAGUAGCCGGAAUUCAAGCAUAGAGGCAUUUGCUGUUUGUGAGAAUUAUUCACCUCCUGAAGGGUUCAACGAGAAAGAUUUACAUCGCCUCCUUGAGAAGGUUGGAAGUCCAUCUGGUGCAGACGACUUAGAUUGCAGUAGUGGAUGGUUAGAAGGUGCAAACAAGGUAUACAUACCGUUUCUGGCUUGUGGAGAUCUUAGCGGUUAUGACUCGGACCGUUCAUACCCGCUUCCUAAAGCCGCUGACGGAAGUUAUAAGAGUUUGGAUCCUGUGCAACCACCUAUAGACCCGCCUUAUAAGAGGGCUUUGGAAAUGAAGAAAGCUUCUAACCAUAAUGGCUUUCAAAAUCAUCAUUAAUUGCACUAAUCAGUUGUUGUUCCUUAGUCACCUUCAUUUUUCUGGUUGGUUGAAAUUGUUCAUCUUUUAGAUGUUGCUCGAAGUUGCGUUAU